Messenger RNA from Penaeus indicus, 591 nucleotides. RefSeq lists its product as uncharacterized. Lineage: Eukaryota; Metazoa; Arthropoda; Malacostraca; Decapoda; Penaeidae. The transcript has 2 exons. The record is from RefSeq and is a predicted model, not a curated record. The coding region runs from base 1 to 591 and encodes 196 amino acids.
AUGGAUAGGGGUGUGAACUUUAGAAUCCAGUGUGGUUGGAACAAUUGGAGGAAAGUCUCUGGCGUGAUAUGUGACAAGAGAGUACCAGUGAGACUGAAAGGUAAAGUUCACAAGGCAGUAGUCAAACCUACCUUGAUCUACGGCCUGGAAGCAGCACCUCUGAAGAAGUCUGAAGAGAAGAUGAAUGCGGCAGAAAUGAAAAUGUUGAGAUGGAUGGAAGGAGUGACGAGAAGAGAUAGAAUCAGAAAUGAAUACAUCAGAGUUAAAGUAGUUGGGGUGUCAAAGAAGAUUCAAGAGUUAAGAUUGAGAUGCUCUCACACAAACUGCAUCCUUGAACAUGAAGGCAAGUCUAUCAGGACUGGCCGACCACUAGGUAGACCAUCCGUCUCGGAAAUCAGAGAGAACUCUAACCUUCACAGCUACCAGUUUAAGCCUCUGGAUUUCAAGACCUUGACCUCCCAUCCUAUCAGCCUUGACCUGAUAAUAGAAGUAUCUCUCCACAUAAUCAACAUGUCACCAGAGCUCAAUGGUACAACCACUGCAACCACACUAUUUACCAUAGACACAACCACCCAGUUUUUAAAUGGUUAG